CCAACGGUUGUGUCGCGCGCUAUAAUUUUUCAAGUUCAAAUUUUUUUUUUCGCGUUACUCCGCAUUAGCAUACAUUUUGUGCGCUAGAGAAAUUGAUAGAGAAGGAGGUCAACGUCUAAUGAACAGCAUUUACCCUUCCUUAUAUAAUUAUCGAAAUACACUCGCGACAGAAUAAAUGCAGGUCGCGAAAUUAUUAACAAAGCAACUCAAAUGACUGCAGUGCUGCGCCAUUAUGCAAAUUGCAGCGACAACAGCAACAAAGAACUUAAAAAGUGCCUUCAUCUCGCAUUGAAACAGCGACAAAUCGAAUUCGCAACGCGACAACUAUAACAGUUUUAGAACUGAACUCUUUAUAUUUUAAACAAAGACGUAAAUCAGCAGAAGCAGCAUGGGCGGUGCUGGCGGUGGAGGGCUCGGCAGUGUGGGGGGUGGCAGUUUAUUGGACAUUUAUGCCAUGGCCUGGGAGCAUCUGAGACCCGGAAGUUCGCCCGUUGAUUGGUGUGAGGGCAAUUAUUUAAUAUCAUCGAAUAUUGCCGAGUUUGUGAAUACGUUUAGCAAUUUCUUAUUUAUACUACUGCCCCCCGUGCUAAUGAUGUUGUUCAAGGAGUACGGACGCUUUGUAACCCCUGGCAUACAUGUCAUUUGGCUGCUACUAAUCGUCGUGGGACUUAGUUCAAUGUACUUUCAUGCCACUUUAAGUUUGAUUGGCCAACUGCUCGAUGAACUGGCCAUACUCUGGGUCUUCAUGGCGGCCUUCUCGCUGUUCUAUCCCAAGCGCUACUAUCCCAAGUUUGUCAAAAACGAUCGGAAAACCUUUAGCUGGCUCAUGCUGCUGUCGGCGAUUGCGGCCACUGCACUAUCGUGGUGGAAGCCUGUCGUUAAUGCCUUUGUACUUAUGUUCAUGGGUGUGCCGACCAUGCUAAUGCUCUACAGAGAGCUUCAGAGAGUCAGCGAUCAGCGGGUCUAUCGCUUGGGCAUUCGCUGCACAACCGUUUGGGCUGUAGCUGUCUUUUGCUGGAUUAACGAUCGCAUGUUCUGCGAGGCCUGGUCUUCCAUUAACUUUCCAUAUCUGCAUGGCUUCUGGCACAUUUUCAUCUUUAUUGCUGCCUAUACGGUGUUGGUUCUGUUUGCCUACUUUUAUGUGGAGUCGGAGCUGCCACAGCGACAGCCCUUGCUCAAGUACUGGCCAAAGAAUGAGUUUGAAUUUGGGAUACCAUUCAUAUCCAUUAGGAAUCCAGAUACAAAAGAUUGGCUUGACUACUGCAGACUGUACUGCGUGCGGCAGGAACAGGACUACAAGCACGGAUUAAACAAGAUUUCAGGGGACUAGGAGGAGCUUUCUCCACAAAAGAAUAGACAUACUUAAUGUGUACGCAAAAGUGAUAUAAAUUAGUGUUGAAAGGAGCAAUAAGGAAUGCCUAAAUUAAAGCCUGCUCAACACAAACAACAAGAAAAAGAAAACAAUUAUUAAACCAUAGAAAACCAAAAACGUAUCGCCUGCCAUAUAGAGCAUUAAAAAUUAAGACAAUAUGAUGUUAAUAUACAUAGCUAAUAGUUUAUAUUGUUAAUAAACGAUUGACGUAUCUCUCACAAAAUA
This is a messenger RNA of Drosophila guanche, 1597 nucleotides long. RefSeq names its product alkaline ceramidase (gene bwa). The record is from RefSeq and is a predicted model, not a curated record. Gene Ontology annotation, molecular function: hydrolase activity, acting on carbon-nitrogen (but not peptide) bonds, in linear amides. Bases 389 to 1330 code for a protein of 313 amino acids. Gene Ontology annotation, cellular component: membrane. Lineage: Eukaryota; Metazoa; Arthropoda; Insecta; Diptera; Drosophilidae. Gene Ontology annotation, biological process: ceramide metabolic process. The transcript has 5 exons.